Messenger RNA from Plasmodium falciparum 3D7, 4290 nucleotides. RefSeq names its product putative serine/threonine protein kinase. NCBI's taxonomy places the organism in Eukaryota, Apicomplexa, Aconoidasida, Haemosporida, Plasmodiidae. The record is from RefSeq and is a predicted model, not a curated record. Gene Ontology annotation, molecular function: transferase activity; ATP binding; protein serine kinase activity.
AUGUAUGAUUACACUGAAGAUAAUUCAUUAAAUCCUUACCUAAGACAACGAAUAUAUCAUAUUAGAGAAACUUUAAGAAAUGAAAACGAACUUCCCUUAAUUGAUCAAAUUUUUAAAUAUGAAUUAAAAAAAAAUUUCGAAGAUAUAAAUGAUUUAUUACAUUAUGUUAAUGGAAUUAUUUAUAAAGGUAUCGAUUCAUUUGAAAAAUUAACCUUAUUGUUUACGUAUGAUGACAAAAAUGAUUAUGAUACAACAAAUUUGAAGCAAAAUGAUUUUAUAUACUUAUUAAGGCAGAAAACAAAAUUCCGAGUUAAAUAUAAAGAUGAAAAUUAUAUUGAAUAUUUGAGAACAAAUCCAUUAAUUUUUAUUGAUACUUUAAAUAAUUUAUUGAUUAUACCUGGAAUAAAUUUUGAAUACAGACUUCAUAAUUUUGAUACAAAAAAUAGUAAAUAUUUUCUUAAAAAAUCAGAUACCAAGGUCAAUUCAUUUUAUAACCCUUUUUUUAUUAGAGUAAAAAAUACCAAUUUAAAAAAAACGCAUAAAAUUUAUAGGAGAACAGCAAAAAAUUCUAGCAGUAACAAAGAACAUCAUAUUGAACAUUAUUUUGUUAAACAAAAUUCCAUACCUUUAACCAAAAAAUUAAAAACGGAUGAUUCGACAAACGCCGAUAGUAAUAAUACCACUAUUCCGAUAAAUACUAUAUGUGAAGAAAAUUCAAGCAAAGAAAAAACAUCGAAUACUCAAUAUAAUUAUACCAAUCAUAUAUGUGAAAAACCAACUAAUCAAAAUAUUAGCAUUCAUAGUCAAACAAAAUAUGAACCGAAAAAAGAAAGAAGAAAAAGAAGAAGCCUAAAUACUUCUACCAUAUCAGAUGCUAAUAAUACUGAUCUUGGAAAAAAUAGCAAAAGAAAUAUUAGCAGAUGCCUUAAAAGAAAAGCUAGUCAAUCGAAUAGUACAAAACAGUCCAAAUGUGAAGAAGAUGCGCAACAAGAGGACGAAGAAACGACUAUAGAAGAAGAAAACAAAAAAAUGAAAGAAGUAGAAAAAGAACAAAUGAUGGACAAAGAGAAAGAGAUAGAGAAAGAGAAAAUAAAAGAAGAAUCAAAUUUAAAUGAAAAAAAUGACCAAUAUAACGAAGAUUACGGUGACAAUAUUGAUCAAGAAGAUUAUAGUAGCUUAAAUAAUUAUUCUUCAUCAACUAAUUCUCCAAAAAAUACCAAAAGCACUUAUUUUUUUUAUGAUCUAAUUAAUGAAUAUGAAAUAUAUAUUAACCAUGCCAAAUGUUAUAUAAUAUUUGAUAUAAAAAGUUAUUAUAAAAAUUUAGACAUUAUGAAAAAACUAAAAAAAAAUUUAGAAGAACUAAAAAAACCAAACAAUUUGUUCAAAGAAAUAACACAAAAAAAAACAUUCAAAUCUUCAAGAGAUAAAAUGGAAUUUAUUAAAAGAUUUAAAAAAAUGAUUAUUCCAAAUUUUAGAUUAGAAAAAAUAAGGAAACAAAGAAAUCAUUUAGUUAUAAUUGAACUUAUGUCAAAGAUACAAAAUAGCCUAAUUAUAAAAAGGUUAUAUAAAGAACUACUUGAAAAAGUAAAUAUAGAAGAAUUAAUAAAAAAUAUGGUAGUUCUAUUUGAAAAAUGUGUAUACAAUAUGAAAGAAGAAGAGAUAAAAAAUUUUUAUCUUAGAAUGAUUCAUACUUAUUUUCGUAGUAAAGAUGUAAAAGAAAUAGACUUUAGAAAAUUAAUACAACAAUUUAAAAAGAUUGAAGAAUAUCGAAAAAAUCAAGAAUUUUAUAACUUAUUCCAAAAUGAUCUGAAUUAUUUAGAAAAAAACAAAAGAGAAUGUCAAGAAAUAGAUGAAAAAAUCCACUCGUUAAAAUAUCUAAUUUUAGAAUCCAUAUUAAAAGAAAAACAAUUAGAGCGAUCGGUGAACAGAUUAUUAUUAAAUCAUGAACAAUCCAAAUAUGGAUACUUUUAUAAAAUUGAUCAAAGCGAUGAAAAUAAUUUAGAUACGACAGAAUAUGGAAAAUUAUUAGAAAAUUUCUCAAAGGAACCUGUCAACUUUUAUACAAUUUUAAAUAAAAGAAACCUUGAUAAACACGCAUAUCAUGAUAUAAGAAAUUUUAAUUAUAAAAAAAAAAACAAUGAAGAAGAACAAACAAAACAUGUGGUAAAUACAGCUCUUAUAAAUAAUCAAGCAAAUAAUAAUGAGAACAAAUAUGCUAUAAAUAAAGGUGAACAAAAUAACAUCCCUCUUGAACAAGCGAAACAAGUAAAUAAUAACAAUUAUAAUAAUGUUAAGAUUAAUGGAGGAGAUCCCCAUAUAAAUAAUAAGAACUUAAAUGAAGAAAAACACGCCUCACAACGUAUUGGGAAAAAUGAAAAGGAACACAUAAUAAAAACAAAUGCACAAAAGGAAAAGGAAAAGGAAAAGGAAAAUAAAAUAAGCAACAUAAAAGAAAAACAAACUCCAAAAGAUAAUAACGCCAAUAAAAAUGAUAAUAUAAAUAAAGAAUAUUAUAAAUGUAAAAUUAAACAAAUGAAUAAUGAAAAGAAAAAUGAUGAAGAGAAAGAAAAAAAUGUUGUAUUAAAAAAAAAAAAAAAAUACAACACAUUUAAUUUAUUCCCUAAAAAUAAUAAAAAUGAUUCCAAUGAAUCAUAUGAUAAAAAUUAUUUCAGAAAAGAAGAAAAACUUUUAAGCACCAUAAAUUUGAGAAAACGUUUAGCAGAAAUAGAUAAAAAUCCAUAUUCUAAAAGUGAUGAUAAUAAUAAUAAUAAUGAUAAUGAUAAUAAUAAUAAUAGUAAUAAUAAUAAUAAUAAUGAUAAUGAUAAUAAUAAUAAUAGUAAUAAUAAUAAUAAUGAUAAUAAUGAUAAUAAUGAAUUAUCAGGUGAAGGCCGUUUAUCAUCAACUGGUAUGUACAAAACAGAAGAAUACUUAAAUGAAAUUAAAAAAGAUAUUGUUCGUUGUAUAUGUGAAAAAAAAAAUUAUAAUUUUAUUAAUGAAAAACAAGAAAAAAUAAAUAAUGAAAUAUUUUAUAAAGUUUUCGAACAAUAUCCUUACAGUUUUUUCUCAAAAUCAGUCAAAAAUUAUAAAAUAAUAUUAAAUGAAAACGAAGAAGAAUCAGAGUUAUCAUGGCUAACUAUGCUCAAAAAAAAAAGUCAUAAUAGAUCUAUUUUACCUCCAAGUAGAGAUACCUUUAGAGAUGGUACUCAUUUUUCGAAUUGUCGUGCUACCGAGCACACAUUGAAAUUUUUUUUAUCUCUCUUAACAUUAUUAAGAAAAGGUCCUAUUGAUUUAAAUUUAAAAAAAUAUUUAAAAAAAAAUAUUCAAUUCUUAAACACUGAAUUAUUUAGUAUGAAAUUAAAUUUGGAUAAAAAAAGAGCAAUACUUGAAAAACGAUUAGAUCAUUUUAAUUUCCAAGAAAACUCAGAAUUCUCAUUUUAUAAUCCAUUAAAAAUAAAUAUAAGAAUGAUGAACUUAAUUGGAAGAGGAGGAUUUGCUGAAGUGUGGGAAGUUUUUGAUUCUAUCAAUUUAGAAAUGUAUGCAGCCAAAAUUCAUAAAAUUGAACCAAGUAUGUCCAAUGAAAUAAAAAAUAAAAUUAUUCAAAGAGCAGAAAAUGAAAUAAAUAUACAUAUACAUUGUCAUAGACAUAUAUUUAUUGUUAAAUUAGAAUUCUUUUUUGUAUUUGGUUCAGCAACAAAUUUAUUAGUUGGAAUGGAAUUAUGUGAUAUUGAUCUAGAUAAAUAUAUUAAAUAUCAUGGGCCAAUUAAUGAACUUUUAGCUUUAUGUUGGAUUAAACAAAUAUUAUUAGGCUUAUUAUAUAUGAAAAAUUUACCAACUGGAAAAGUACACCAUUGUGAUUUAAAACCUGCCAACUUAUUAAUCAAGGAUGGAAUUAUAAAAAUAUCCGACUUUGGACUAGCCAAACUAAUUUUACCAGAUACACAUCAAUAUUACAAUGGAGGUGGUACAUUGUAUUAUCAACCACCAGAAUGUUUAAAAAAUAAAAAAAACCUUCUUAUCACAGAUAAAAUUGAUAUCUGGUCAUUGGGAUGCAUUCUUUAUGAAAUGCUCUUUUGUGAAAGACCUUUCCAAUUUAAUUACCUUGAAAAAUGUUCAAAAGAAUUAUUAGUUAACAAAAUGAAAAAUGGAUUAACCUAUCCAAAAAUUAAUCAAAAAAUUUCUAAUGCUACUUUAAGUUACAUACAAUAUUUACUAAAUUUUGACUAUGAAUUACGACCAUCUAUAGAAGAAGCCUUAAGCUAUCCAAUUUUUAACUACUUUAAUAUACCAUAA